This is a messenger RNA of Musa acuminata AAA Group (dessert banana), 821 nucleotides long. Its product is annotated as 2-Cys peroxiredoxin BAS1-like, chloroplastic. Gene Ontology annotation, molecular function: thioredoxin peroxidase activity. The transcript has 5 exons. The coding region runs from base 16 to 615 and encodes 199 amino acids. The record is from RefSeq and is a predicted model, not a curated record. Gene Ontology annotation, biological process: hydrogen peroxide catabolic process; cell redox homeostasis; cellular response to stress. Lineage: Eukaryota; Viridiplantae; Streptophyta; Magnoliopsida; Zingiberales; Musaceae.
CUCCGGUCUUCACUUAUGUAUCGUAGUGACAUCAAGCAUCUCCUUGGUCACUGUAACUCUCUGAUUAGUCUUUUUCAUUACUCUAACUGGCAGGUAAUACUCUCUGAUUAUAUUGGGAAGAAGUAUGUAAUUCUGUUUUUCUAUCCACUGGACUUCACAUUUGUUUGUCCCACUGAGAUAACUGCUUUCAGUGACCGCUACUCGGAAUUUGAGAAGUUAAAUACAGAGAUAUUGGGUGUUUCAGUUGACAGUGUGUUCUCCCAUCUUGCAUGGGUUCAAACAGACAGGAAGUCAGGGGGGCUCGGAGAUCUGAACUAUCCGUUGAUAUCUGAUAUCACUAAAUCAAUUUCAAAGUCUUAUGGAGUCUUGAUCCCUGAUCAGGUUAUUGCGUUGCGAGGACUGUUCAUCAUUGACAAGGAAGGUGUGAUUCAGCACUCUACCAUCAAUAACCUCGCCAUCGGUCGUAGUGUUGAUGAAACCAUGAGGACUCUUCAGGCAUUGCAGUAUGUCCAAGAGAACCCAGAUGAGGUUUGCCCUGCAGGAUGGAAACCUGGAGAGAAAUCGAUGAAGCCGGAUCCUAAACUCAGCAAGGAAUAUUUUGCGGCUGUUCCAUGAGUACUGAUGUGCCAAGUUUUCUCUAAGAUUCGGGAUGGACUCUACCCUUCAACCUAUUGUGAGUUAACCGGUCGAUAUAUUCUCUGUUCGCACUGAAUAAAAAUGGGGCAGACUUUACCCCUUUGUAGCGUAACUCCAUUUACAGAUGCUGCUGCCUGUUCUUGUGCCCUUCUCUGCUAUUUAAAUUGUCUGUCCAAAUCCCCUGA